AUGGCUUAUAACCUACAUAGUGUCUGGGAUAGCAAUGACCCCGGGCUGGAGUGGACCCCUCCCGUUCGUUUACCCUAUCUAAACUCUCCUACACAGACCCUGGCUAUCUAUUUGCAGAAAGCGGCGUUACGGGACCUUGUUCUAAUAGCUCUAGAAUUCUAUCUUACAAAGGUUUGUCACGUCCUGCUUAAGAAGGUUGAUUACGCGAAUUUAGUCUACCUAGGAGGCGUUAUGAUCUGGGUAGUUAAUCAGGAUACUUAUAAUUAG
Messenger RNA from Penicillium daleae, 267 nucleotides. RefSeq lists its product as uncharacterized. Gene Ontology annotation, biological process: carbohydrate metabolic process. The transcript is spliced from 4 exons. NCBI's taxonomy places the organism in Eukaryota, Fungi, Ascomycota, Eurotiomycetes, Eurotiales, Aspergillaceae. The coding region runs from base 1 to 267 and encodes 88 amino acids. The record is from RefSeq and is a predicted model, not a curated record.